ACGACUGUAAAAGCAACUGUGUAUAUUUAGAUUCGAGUUCAUAGUCAGAUGAACAUGACUCUUGGGAGUAAUAUGACAAGUUAAACUGGCAAGCAAAGUCAACACCUUGUAGCCGAGCAUUAGUAACUGCACCUGUAUGCCACAUCAAGACAGUGUGACAUUAUUUUAUGGUCCACUCAUUUUGGAUUAUCGGGCUAUUCAAAACGAUCGCUUCUUUAAGGGCAAACAUCCACAUGAUACAAAUCCGAAAAAAUGUCCGGAAAUAUAAAAUUUCAGAUGAAUCGAACAGUCAGAGAUACCAAAGAAGUGGAGAGGACUCUUGUGUUCGAAGGCAAGAAACCUCCACCUCUUCCACCUCCAUUCCUGUCCAAAGCCAAAGAACCACCAACACCAGAGGACUUCCCGCGGACACUUACCCUGGACCUACCACCCCACGAGAGGAGUACCACCCUAGCGGUGUUCCUGUGUGAGAUGAAAUUACCCCAACGGAUCAGAAUCACCGAGUCGUUAAAGGUCCCUGACUGCAGGGCUGUUCUUAACAGAGGGGAUUCUUUCUUGCUUCAUUUCAUCCGUAAUAACCCUACUGUCCAUGCAGCUACUUCUGAGGGACAGACUAUACGGCUGCCAGUUCAUGCAGGGCAAAAGUACGAGAUACUCCCUCUUGAUCCUCGAUUAGACGAUAAAGUGUACAACGGCACCAAACAGCUCCUGGAUGCCAGUCCCCUACCGUCAACCGUUCGAGUAACAGAAGCCUUUUAUUCAGAGGAAGAUGAUGAAGACCAAGUGGUCGGAGACAUCAUUCAAAUCGAAAAACUUGAACUGGAUCAGGAUCGUGGUAUGCUCCUGGUUGGUAAAUGUGGAUCAGCAAACAUCAAAUACUCCAAGGCUAUGAACUCUACUUUUACCACCAUGUUGUUCCCAGAGUUCCAUCGUAUGACAGAACUCAAGGAUCACACGUUUCCUCAGAGAGUUCGCAUCCCAGAUGAUACGGAGGAUCUCUCACAUCGAAGCUUCAAACAUAAGCAAGUCUUCCAUUUGAAGAAUUUCUCAGAUGAUAAAUACGUCGUAGCAACUCGGGCUAAUGACCCCCAUAUUUACUCCAUACCAGUGGCCACGCCCAUUCAGUUUACCCGCGAGAUCAUCACAAUAGCAGAGAAACAAAUCCUGGAUAUGUUACCAGUUUUGUACCCCCUCGUGAACUCUAGUUGGGGGUUGAUAGAUCCUACGCAGAAGGAAUUACCCAAAUCUAUGAGGGCUGCCCCGGAGCCACUAGAACUGGUGCUGGCAGCCUGGAAUGCUAGUAAAGAAGAACAUUGGGAUACUGAAGACGAGCUAUUAGCACCAGAAGGUCUCAAGAUUAAAGCAACAACGGCAUAUCCUGACCUACCUGUGAUAUCCCCUCAACCGUCGAAUAGACCUCGGUACAUGUCUGAAGGCGCACCUCGCCUACCCCCUCGCCCUCCAGGAGGACUAUUGUCGAUCAGUUCCGAUCCAGGCUCUUCGUAUAACAACGACACUGAUUCGGACUCCGAUGACUAUGAAAAAGUGGAAGAUCCGAGUGUUCCUCUUCCAAAAAGCAUAUCGAGGGAGGCUAUGGCUGCAGUCAGAGAUAUACUUAUCAAGAAAGAAACGGAAUUACGAGAGCAAAGAGAGCACUUGAAUUUGUGGAAAACAAAAUGCAAGAAUCUUGGAGAUGAAGUUAGCAAAUUGAAAGAGACUUUAGCUGUGGCUCUACGAAUGGAUAGUAAACUAUCACGGCCUGGAGGGGCUUCACGCGAUGAUUUUGAUCUUGACGAUGGCCAUCGGUGCCAGCGGGUGGAACCCCGUCCUCGUGGCUUGUCGUCUCCUCUUACAUUUGUACCUGGGAGUCUAACACCUUUAGGAGUGCCGCCCCGUUUAUCAAGUUCCAUCUUGGCUGGAAACUUGAGGGAGUUCACGAUUGCAGAAGUAGGGGAGUUUCUGCUGCAGCAUGGUCUAGAGAAGUACGUCGACACAUUUCGCAAGAAUGGCGUCAACGGUUCGUUGCUCGUCUCGAUGGAUGAAGCUCACAUGUUGGAACUACAGAUGUCGCGAUUACAUGCACUCAAGCUUUGCAUAGAGGUCGGGAAAAGGUACAAACCUCCUCUGCCAAUUUGAAGACUGAAUCUCAUUUCCGCCUGUUAACAUACGUGUCCAAGUGAAUGAUUAUUAAGAAUUGCCUGUAUUUGUGAGCUUCCUGCAGAUGAAUAUUAUGAAGAUGUUACUUCCUCAUAAAUACAUGAAGUGUCUGACAUACAUUUUAUGCCAAUGGACUUCUGCUGAUAUUUGUGACAUGUAUUUCAACUGUAGAAUGAUUUCCUUGAAAGUAUUGAAAGAAUUUCCAGUGUAUGAAAUAGACCAUACUUUUUUAAAAUGUCCAAACACAGUUAACGCAUGAUUGUUGUCUAUACGGUGGGCCAUAUUAACAAUGCCUUGUUGACACCCCACCUUCUUUGUACAACUUGUACUAAUCAUAUUCAAUGUCCAUUACAAAGGUCGGAUGCUACAAAACUUUGCUAAUGAAAAGAGUUUAUCAUACUUGACAUCAGGUAAUAAUGAUCUCUUUUUCUUGAGAUAUAUUAAAAGUGAACGUUUGUAUGGUGUAAAUAUCAUUAUUCAUACUGUUUUCUGAAUUAUCG
Strongylocentrotus purpuratus (purple sea urchin) is the source of this 2657-nucleotide messenger RNA. RefSeq lists its product as uncharacterized. The transcript has 9 exons. Lineage: Eukaryota; Metazoa; Echinodermata; Echinoidea; Camarodonta; Strongylocentrotidae. Gene Ontology annotation, molecular function: protein binding. The record is from RefSeq and is a predicted model, not a curated record. The coding region runs from base 253 to 2136 and encodes 627 amino acids.